UGCUACAACACAGUCAUCCGCGGUCAUCUCGUGCAGAACGUUCGCGGCGAAGCCAGUCGGGAGUCGAAGGAAUCAAUCGAUCGCGAUUGAAAUUGUUAGUGCUUAGUGUUUGACGUUUCUCUACUAUCUCACGAUUUGCCGUGCAAGUGUGCUAUGCUGUGAAAAGAAUUAAUCCUUGCGAAACAUUGAUUCGCCGGCGACAAAAUUUUUAUCAUACUUAUGGAAGAUGCAGUGUUAAGUAAUCUAAAAAAUGGUUCAAUAACUAUGAAUUAGUAAAAAUGUGACAGUUUCAAAAGGGAGAUACAUGUCGAUGACACGCGUGCCCGAGCUAAAAGAAAUUUAUAUAACUCGUUAAAUUAUAAUCACUGGAAAUGAUGAUAUGCGCGCGUUACUGCUAAAAAUUAUGAAUUUUCCAUCUAUCCGCGCCUGACAAGAGAACGCUUAACAGCGCCACAAAAUUCGGAGCGCGCUUUAGCGGAUUUUUCGCGUGCAGUUUGCGAAAAAAAGAAAAUAACGAUUUCAUUCCCUCACACAUCUUUCUGAAUUUAUUAAAAAAAAAACAGAUACCCAUACUCGUUAGUUGAAACGCUGACAUAAUAAUGACUCGUUGCACUGGCACAUUUAUUCUUUCUGGUUUUUUUUUUUUCUUUCGCGUUUUAUCGAUAAUAAAGUGGAAAAGUAUGGAGGAGCGCGCUGCCGCGCGGUACAACUCCGAGCGACUUUUCAACUGUACAAAUCCGCGGCAGUUGUUUCGAGAACGAAAAAAGCAUUACGACUGCAGCGGACUAACACAGCCGGUGGAAGAAAAAAGAAACAGCUUUUGCACCGACCGAAAACCGUAAAAUGCACCGUAAAGCGCGUUACUGCGGGCCAUUUAGAAAGAUCGAUCGAUCCCGCGAACACUUUCCGAAUGAUCGAUGCACCGUCCCAGAAUGCCGGUUCCUUUCUCCGAAAUAGAAGACUGGAAUCGUUGCCCGGGCGGAGAUAAAUCACCGAUUUUCUCCAGUAUUGUAUAUUGAAAAAUACGAGAAACAUAAAUUGCGAUAAUCUCAGCGGUGCAUGGACGAAGAUUUAGCAGGCAUCGCCUGUAAACGCGUUAUUCUGUCGCGCGCGCGCGCGCGCGUGUUUAAAAGUCAGCUUGUAUACUUGUUUCGUCGGAACGCGUUGCGUGUGUCGACUUAUGUCGUAGCGUUUGAUUGAGUCAAGCCAUUAUUCAUUCAAAAGCGAGACGUCGCAGAUCGCAAAAUUUAUCAAUCGCGCAUUCUGAUAUGUGUCAUUUGCAUUACUUGUUAAUAUGAUUGAAUUCUGUCGAUGAUAUUCUUGUAGAACAAGAGAAGGAGCUCUUUUAAUACCUGAACACGACACGCCGUAUAUAAUCCGUUUUACUACGUUAUGUUUUGAAUCCGAUAUUUCGCAAUAAAAGUGCUUUAAUGGGAAUAGCGUCCUCCUUGCGAGAGGAAGAAAGGAGAGAGCAGAAACGAGACUCGUGAAACAAGACAAUGAACCCUAUAUGCCGUACUAUAGUCUACUAUUUCCUGGCUGUUUAUUUAAAGGGUCUGCUGCAAUCUUUGAAGCUAUACGCUGGUCAUCCUCCGGAUCUUGUAAAAUGCACUACUGAUUUUAACUUUGCAGUGGACGAAGAGCUCGGCUCUGGUGAUUACGAUCUCAACUUGCUCGACGGUUCCGGCGACGCUGAUUUGAAGAAGAUCGGUCGUGAUGCGGACGAAGACAAAAGCGACGAAAGUAACCCGCCGCCAUUCAUCACACCCCCGCCCCCGAAUCCAGAUUAUAAAGGCCCGAAAGGUGAAAAGGGUGACAAAGGAGACAAGGGCGAGAGCGUCAGGGGUCCCCCGGGGCCUCCGGGCCCGCCUGGUCGUGAUGAGGAUUUGCUAACGAAGAUACCGCAGGGACCACCUGGUCAGAAGGGAGACCCUGGCACUUGCACCUGCAACGCCACGGCCUUAAUGUCUUCCUUUACGAUGCCAAAGAUGAUACAAGGGCCGAAGGGUGAGCCGGGAGUGCCGGGACAAGAAGGAAAGCAGGGCCUAAUGGGUCUUACGGGUGCGGCAGGACCGCCAGGGGAAAGAGGGCUGCACGGUCCGUCCGGGGCGAAAGGUGACAAGGGUGAUAUUGGAAUACCAGGGCCGGAAGGUCCUCAAGGUCAGAAAGGCGAGCCGGGUCGGGACGGAAUACCCGGCGAAAAGGGAGCGCAAGGUCCGCCGGGGCCGCCCGGAAAAGGAGAAUUCUCUGGCUAUGACCCCAGUUGGAAACCUCGAAGUAUUUACAGGACGGAAGGUAUCACGAUGAGGCCGGGAUUGCCGGGACAAAAGGGUGAGCCGGGUACAUCGGGAAGUCCCGGGCCAAAAGGUGAGUCCGGGAUAACCGGCUCCAAGGGUAUCAAGGGCGAACCUGGGCACAAAGGCGCCAAGGGCGAUCAUGGCAAAGAAGGUCCCAGAGGAACUCAAGGCUUCAAGGGUGAGCCCGGUGCACCCGGUGCACCCGGACUGCCUGGAGCGCCCGGCGAGAACGGACGGCCAGCUGAGAAGGGUGAUAAGGGCGAUAUAGGACCUGAAGGCAAACCUGGAUCUCCAGGACCACCCGGUCCACCCGGCACGGGUGGUUCUGGCGGCAUAAACGUCGGAGAUCUGGGAUUCGGCACGAAAGGCGACAAAGGCGAUCUCGGAGCGCGAGGAUACAGAGGUGAUAAGGGCACGAAGGGCGAGAAGGGCGAUAAGGGUGACGCCGGCCCAGCUGGUAUUCCCGGAAUAAACGGCAUUCAAGGACCUCAAGGAGAUAAAGGCGAGCCCGGUACAGACGGCGUACCUGGAUCACCAGGCACGCCUGGCGCUAAGGGCGAGAGAGGCGAAAGAGGCCCUCCUGGAGCCACUACUGUUGCCAGUUCCGGCGACUACGUCACCAUCAAAGGCGAGAAAGGCGCCGAAGGGAAACGGGGCAGAAGAGGACGACCUGGACCGUCCGGACCUGUGGGUCCGCCUGGAAAACCUGGAAUCACGGGAGAAAUCGGCCUACCCGGUUGGAUGAACACAAUAAAGGGUCGUCCAGGGACUCCCGGAAUUCCGGGAAGUAUCGGACCAAUGGGACCCAAGGGAGAAAAGGGGGAGCCCGGCGCACCGAGCCCUUACGGUGUUUCCGUCGGUAUCAAAGGGGACAAAGGAAACGACGGGUUGCCCGGGAUUCCUGGCCAGACUGGAAGAGACGGUCAAAGAGGACCCCCGGGACCUCCUGGACCUCCCGGACCACCAUCUCAAGGGAAAUACAUUCCGGUUCCAGGACCCCCAGGUCCUCCCGGGCCACCUGGUCAGCCCGGCUUGUCUUUGAUCGGACAGAAAGGAGAACCCGGCAUCGGCAGAAACCCUUAUGGCGAAAGAGAUCUAUAUUAUGGCGUCAGGCAAGGACCCAGAAGCAGCCUGGACGAGUUGAAAGCCCUGCGCGAACUCAAGCAAUUGAAAGAACUGAAAGAUCAAUUAGGUAUUGCCACUGCCGCUACUAGAGGACCUUUAGAAAGUACAACGAAAAUUGUGCCAGGAGCUGUUACGUUCCAAAACACAGAAGCUAUGACAAAGAUGUCCAGUGUCAGUCCCGUUGGAACUCUGGCUUACAUCAUAGAUGAGCAGGCUUUGCUGGUCAGAGUUAACAACGGAUGGCAAUACAUAGCGCUUGGCUCACUACUGCCUAUUACAACGCCCGCACCGCCAACGACAGCACCGCCACCAGCGAAUCCUCCCUUCGAAGCAUCCAAUUUGAUUAACCAAAUACCCGUGAAAGCCGACGGGACAGGGUGGUAUCCGCGAAUGUUGAGAAUGGCUGCACUGAACGAGCCUUUCACUGGAGAUAUGCACGGUAUACGAGGAGCUGACUACGCUUGCUAUCGACAAGCAAGACGAGCGGGUUUGAGAGGUACCUUCCGCGCCUUUCUCAGUUCUCGAGUUCAAAACGUCGACAGUAUUGUCAGAUUGGGAGACCGCGAUCUCCCUAUAGUGAAUAUAAAGGGUGACGUGCUGUUCAACUCCUGGAAGGAGAUGUUCAACGGAAACGGCGCAUACUUCUCUCAAAAUCCCAGAAUCUACAGCUUUAAUGGGAAAAACAUCCUCACCGACUUUGCGUGGCCCGAGAAAGUUGCGUGGCACGGUUCUCACAAACUUGGUGACCGAGCAAUGGAUACUUAUUGCGACGCCUGGCAUUCGAGCAGCUCGGAUCGCUACGGGUUGGGCUCGCCAUUGACCGGCGGUCGGCUUUUGGAACAAGUGCGAUAUUCAUGCGACAAUAAAUUCGCGCUGCUCUGUAUCGAGGUGACGAGCGAGGCGGUGAGGAGACGGCGGAGUACCAACGAUCGGCCAGAAGACGACGUGGAGAUGACGGAGAACGACUACAUGGAGUAUUUGGAGGAGCUCAUGCAAUAUUGAGGAACGCACACCCCUUCGAUCAUUCGCACCACCCUCGCGACGCAAAUAUCCAGCCAUACUAUGUAAAUAGGAAUGCAGAUGCGCGCGUGCUGCGUUUCUUUUUCCAUGCGAUGAGAAGCAUAUCCCUCAACUUCGAGUAAUAAUUCGUACACAUAUCGCGAAUGCGGAAGCGCGCAUGAGAGACAGAGAGGAGGAGAGAGUCGGGAGUAGCACGCCGCGUCGCGUCACAUCUCGUACCCGAGUCUCGCGAGAAAACUUUAUCUCCGAUUCCAAAAAUAUAGUUACUUGUGCUCGCCGCGAGUCACUAGCCAACCGCUUCUACUGCGUUCUCAGUUUUCACUUUCUCUUGAACUUUCUUAAAAAUAAAAAGAAGACUGAUUGUCUAGAUAUUCAUCCGUCAGUGUUUCGUCGUAUUCGAGUAUUCAUAUCGGGUACUCCUUUCCUUCUAUCGGCCGCUUCCGGGAGCCUCGAGGUCGCUCGCAGUCUCGGCGACGCCAUCGCAGUUCAACGUUCGUCAAGCGUUUUCCCUCAUCACGAUAAACCAAAAAUUCUUAUAGGUCGCCGCACGAGCGACAAAAAUCCGGAACAACGUGUGCGCUCGAUUCACUCUCACGUCCGCGUUUAUGGCGCGCCCGUAACAACGCUAAAAGCGACCGUCUGGUUCGGCCCUUUCUCUUCGUUAGACACCGUGCAUGAGAACUCUACACGAUACAGCAUUCGACGAUUUUAUAUUAUGACGUUAAAUGCGAGAAAGUGCGAGUGAAUGAAUAUCGCGAGUCCCUCCAUAUCAUUAUCCAUAUCAUCAAAAUUGAGGAUCUGGAUUCAGAAUCGUGGUAAUUCUAAUAUCGCUAAGUCUGUUUGACCUGUCUCUGAUUUCCCUUAUUUUCGUCAUGUAAUCCUAGAAGAUAUUUUUGAAGAUGCAGAAUACAUUUUUCAACUAUACUUUCAAUUAUACAUUUUAUUAGAAAGAUUAUAGUAAAAGUAGGAUAAAUCGAUUUAAGAAAUACUGAUAUUUCGUAUUAUUUCAUUCCACACGGAAUAUUAAAAUAAAUUUUUUUGCGGUAUCAUAUUUUCAAUGACAAUGUCUUUAGACCAAUAACGUUCAAACUUUAUUUAAAGCUAACGAUGGUUUGAGAUUCGAUUCCUCAAUUAUGCGCGAAUAGAAUAGAACAAAUCCUCGUUUCUGACGUCUUGAUACAAAAUAGCUGAUAUAGCUAGAUUGUGAACCGUGAAAUGGACAAAACCCAGGUGAUCAUGCUCGGCACUGUAUCGCGCUAUAAAUGCGGACCGUUUAAAGAAGCAACUACCUAACUAACGCUGCUCUAAGUAAACCUAAACGAAGUUCGUACCCGCGAUCAAGUUGCAUUUACAUUUUAGCUGAUACAUAUUGAGUGUGUAUGUUAGACGUAAGAGAAACAUCGAUUAAGGAGUUUCAGACGACAGCUCGUUGUCGAAGAUUUAUGCUCUGUGUAACGUAGGUCACAGGAGUUUUACAAUACACGAGUGUAAAAAAAAGUAGAAUUACAUGGAGGAAAAUGAUUUUGCUCUUUUAGCAAAAUCGUCGUUGCUACUGCAUAUUUGUAGUGACAUCAAAAAAAUUUAGUUGGCGUAACUAAUUUUACAAAUUAUUUGUUAUCAGAGGAGAAGUAGUUUCAUUGCCAGAAUAGAAAAAAU
Odontomachus brunneus is the source of this 6098-nucleotide messenger RNA. It is a transcript of the gene Mp, whose product is annotated as collagen alpha-1(XVIII) chain-like. The transcript has 20 exons. NCBI's taxonomy places the organism in Eukaryota, Metazoa, Arthropoda, Insecta, Hymenoptera, Formicidae. Bases 1500 to 4424 code for a protein of 974 amino acids. The record is from RefSeq and is a predicted model, not a curated record.